UUAAUAACUGCACUGCGCUCCCGGCCGCGGCGGGUCCCCCCCCCAACAUGGCGGCGGCACCUCAGCCCCUCAGCGCCGGCCGCGCCCGUUCCCGCCCCAACAUGGCGGCCGCCCCUCAGCGCCGGCCCCGCCUCUCCCCGCACCCGCCAUGGCGGCGGCGGAAGCGGCGCCGAGGGGCGGAAGCGGCUGCCGGGCGGCUGGGCCGGGCGGGCAAUGAAGCUGCGGCGGGGCGCGCAGCGGGCGGCCCUGGCGUUGGUGCUGCUGCCGCUCCUCACGCCGGCGGGCGCCGUGGAGCCCAUCAGCGUGGGACUCGCCAUCGCGGGCGCCGCUGCCUCGGCCCUCACCGGCUUCAUCUCCUACCCGCGGCUCUACUGCUACUUCAGGGAGUGCUGCCUGCAGCGGCACGACCCGCGCGCCGCCGCCGCUCUGCAGCAGAAUUUGGACAAGAAGCUGUUCGGGCAGCACUUGGUGAGCAAGGUGGUUGUAAAAGCCGUGAGGGGUUUCUUGAACAAUACCAACGCCAAAAAGCCCCUGGCGCUUUCCUUGCACGGGUGGACUGGAACAGGCAAAAACUUUGUCAGUAAGAUCGUCGCCGAAAGCAUUUAUAAAAGAGGUCUGCAGAGUAAAUAUGUCCAUCAGUUCGUGGCAACUUUACACUUUCCUCACGCUCACAGCAUCAAUCUCUACAAGGACCAGCUGCAGUCGUGGAUUCGGGGAAAUGUGAGCGUCUGUCCUCGGUCACUCUUCAUAUUUGAUGAAAUGGAUAAAAUGCACGCAGGGCUCAUUGACUCCAUCAAGCCCUUCCUGGACUACUAUGAGCUGCUGGAUGGGGUGUCCUACAGACAAGCCAUCUUCAUCUUCCUCAGCAAUGCAGGAGCUGAAAAGAUAACAGAGGUAGCACUAGAUUUCUGGAGAAAUGGGAGGACAAGGGAAGACAUCCAGCUCACAGAUAUCCAAAAUGCACUCUCUGUGUCUGUCUUCAACAACAAAAAUAGUGGGUUUUGGCACAGCACCUUGAUUGACAGAAACCUCAUUGACUACUUCAUUCCUUUCCUGCCUCUGGAGUACAAACAUGUGAAAAUGUGUGUCAGGGUUGAGAUUGAGUCUCGUGGCUACGCUGUGGAUGAAGACAUUGUGAGCAGGAUAGCUGAGGAGAUGACCUACUUCCCCAGAGAGGAGAGAAUCUAUUCAGAUAAAGGAUGUAAAACUGUGGAUGCAAAGCUGGACUAUUAUUAUGACUUCUAAUGCUUUAUUGCUACAACCUGCAAAGAAGCAAAUUUAACUUAAUCACAAAGUGGGGGACCUGAGACAUUUCGUUUUUAAGUACUUUUUAAAGAAAGGAACACUAUUUUUUAACUGGUGUGUAAAUAAGCAGCAGUGCCUCUGCAUUUUUGUCACCAUCACAGCUCCUGAGUGCUUCAGCCCUGUGCUGUGAAGGUAAGAAGGAACUGCUUUGGGAAUUCCUGGAUCUGGCAGGGCUCAAGACUUGAAUCAUGUGGUGAUCGUCGGAACCCCUUGGCAGAUUCUUGACAGGUAUAGAAGGAUUGAGACUAUAACCUAAUUUUAAUUUGAUUUUGCUCUGAUGUGGAUGAUCUCUAGACAAUAUGGAGAAUUUUAAUCAAAGUUCCUGUGUCUCUGAAAGCCUUCGUUGGUCCUGUGUGGGAAUAUGCAUUAAAAAUAGAACAUGUGUCUUUUUGCCUUGAACAGCUUGGGCCCAGUAAAGAUAAGGGGGGAUUCUGGAAUUUAAAAAUCUGGGCAUACAGUGCCAUUGUCUUUUUCAAAACUGAUGUCUAAUUUAGUCUCCUAUGUGUCAAACCAAGAAUAUAAAACUCUUUGUUGUGAAUAGUGUUCAGAGAGCAGAGUUAGUAUCACAAGGAAGUGAGUUAAGAUCCAUAAAUGCCACAGUGGUGUACUUAGUUCCUAUUUUAGGUCAGCCUUUAUGUUGCCCACAGCAGGUUCUCCCAGGAGUGAUCUCAGGAGGGAGAACUGUGCUCUGAGAGUGGUGAGUCAGCUUCAUGGGAAAGCUGCAACGUCAUGGGAAACGUGUACAGAUUAAAUUUUACAUCAUGGAAAUUGAAAAGAGGUUUCUCUUCCUCACUUACACCUUGAAUUCAGGGGUCAGCUUGCAGGGAUUUCUCUUUUUCAUCUUCUCACCAUACUGUGUGCCUUGAGGCAGGGAUGGAGGCAGAUCUAAAGGCUUUUGAAAAAAGAAACAACCCAUAAAAUGUGUCCACUGAAGUUACUGUGAAGGGUGCCAGACUUGUUUCUUAAUGUGAGCGCUGCAGAGGCUUUUUACAUUCCAGUUGCUGUUCAAAAUAAACUUUUCUCAUCAGAAAUGUA
This is a messenger RNA of Agelaius phoeniceus (red-winged blackbird), 2340 nucleotides long. RefSeq names its product torsin-1A-like. Gene Ontology annotation, molecular function: ATP hydrolysis activity; kinesin binding; ATP binding. NCBI's taxonomy places the organism in Eukaryota, Metazoa, Chordata, Aves, Passeriformes, Icteridae. Gene Ontology annotation, biological process: protein localization to nucleus; nuclear membrane organization. The record is from RefSeq and is a predicted model, not a curated record. Gene Ontology annotation, cellular component: endoplasmic reticulum lumen; endoplasmic reticulum; nuclear envelope.